AACCACAAGUGCGGUGCAAACUUUCUCCAAAAGAACACAGCAAGAAGCCUUUGGUUUUUAAAUGGUUAAUCUCAACAGGUCACCAGCAGCCACCGAGACCAACAAAGUCAUAUAAGGCUUCAAGCAGACUUUGCACAAGAGGAUACACACACUGUGUGACAGGAGGGGAGAGAGAUGGCAUCGAACAGUCUCUUCAGCUCAGUGACACCUUGUCAACAAAACUUCUUCUGGGAUCCCAGCACCAGCCGGAGGUUCAGCCCCCCUUCCAGCAGCCUGCAGCCCGGGAAGAUGAGCGAAGUGAGCCCGGUGGUGGCAGCAGCCCAGCAGCAGCAGCACCAGGAGGCGGCGGCCGCGGUACCCAGGCUUCGCCCGCACGACAACCGCACCAUGGUGGAGAUCAUCGCCGAUCACCCGGCCGAGCUAGUCCGCACCGACAGCCCCAACUUCCUGUGCUCCGUGCUGCCCUCGCACUGGCGCUGCAACAAGACCCUCCCGGUGGCAUUCAAGGUAGUAGCUUUAGGAGAAGUUCCAGAUGGGACAGUGGUCACAGUCAUGGCUGGGAACGAUGAAAAUUAUUCUGCAGAGCUGAGGAACGCCUCUGCUGUAAUGAAGAAUCAAGUGGCACGUUUUAAUGAUCUGAGAUUCGUGGGCAGAAGUGGAAGAGGGAAGAGCUUUACCCUGACAAUAACAGUCCUUACAAAUCCCCCCCAAGUUGCUACAUACCACAGAGCUAUAAAGGUGACAGUGGAUGGACCAAGAGAACCAAGGAGGCACAGACAGAAGCUUGAUGACUCUAAACCUAGUUUGUUCUCUGAGCGUCUCAGUGAUUUAGGGCGCAUUCCUCAUCCCAGUAUGAGAGUAGGGGUCCCGACUCAGAGCCCACGGCCCCCUCUGAACUCUGCACCAAGCCCUUUUAAUCCACAAGGACAGAGUCAGAUUACAGACCCCAGACAAGCACAGUCAUCCCCUCCAUGGUCCUAUGACCAGUCUUAUCCAUCAUACUUGAGCCAGAUGACUUCACCAUCCAUUCAUUCCACAACUCCCCUGUCCUCCACGCGAGGCACAGGCCUUCCUGCCAUCACCGAUGUGCCCAGGCGGCUCUCAGACUCAGAACCUUGCACCCCUGACACUCCCUCUGCCACUGCCUCGCCAUCAUCUUCUGAAGAUCCUGCAACUCUCACAGCACCUCCCUCACCAUCCCCUUCCUAUGGCUGCGAGGCCUCCAUAUUUUCACCACCACUGCCCACCUGUACCAUGGCUUUGAAUCCUGAAAUGCCACCACGAACAUCAGCUUCUGCCACACUGAACCCAUCAUCAUCUACCUCAAUUUCCUCUCUGCAUUCUGGGCUUCCUUCUGCUGUACCACCAGCUGCCUCUGCUUCAGCUACCCAACCUAGCAUGUACUCACCUGCAGGUGCAGCCAUUUCACCUAGCCAUGCCCCCCACCUUAUUGAUUGGCUUCCGUACCUUUCCUCAGUGAUGAGCACCACAAAGCAGGGGAAGGAGGAAGAACAGCCAUCCACAGGUCCAGGUGAGCACAUGAAGAGGUGUGGAAGCAUAUACUUGCCUGUACUUAGUGAAGGAGAAAAUGUUCAAGCAGGGUUCAUCAAGCAGCAGCCUCCUGAAUCUGUUUGCUCGCCGCCACCAUUUCAGGACAUCUCCCCACAUUCUGAACAGCCACCUGCAACUCUAGGGGACAUAUUGGCAGAGUUGAAGACAAUGAACAACCACCUUUCUAUCAUAGCCAGGGCUCUUAGCCACCUUGCUUCUUCCGUAGCAUCAUCUCAGCAGGAUUCCACAAACACCACAGGCUUGUAAGAGAGGAAUUCUUCCAGAAUUCCCAUUUAAUAGAGUCUUUUCCAAUAUUUUAUUGGGAAAGCAGCUAAUAUGGAUGAUACAGUAUGAAAGAGAUGCAAUUACUGAUGCAAUGGUUUUGGUGAAGACAACUUUCUGGUGAUUUUCCCUUCCCUAGACAUGGAAAAUGUCAUGUUGGCUUCCUAGACUUCUUUUCUUACUUCUGUUUCA
Messenger RNA from Elgaria multicarinata webbii, 2025 nucleotides. RefSeq names its product RUNX family transcription factor 2 (gene RUNX2). The transcript is spliced from 8 exons. Gene Ontology annotation, cellular component: nucleus. Bases 175 to 1818 code for a protein of 547 amino acids. Lineage: Eukaryota; Metazoa; Chordata; Lepidosauria; Squamata; Anguidae. Gene Ontology annotation, molecular function: DNA-binding transcription factor activity, RNA polymerase II-specific; RNA polymerase II cis-regulatory region sequence-specific DNA binding; ATP binding. Gene Ontology annotation, biological process: regulation of cell differentiation; hemopoiesis; chondrocyte differentiation. The record is from RefSeq and is a predicted model, not a curated record.